AUGCAGACCGCUUGGCCAUUUCUUGGCCUGCUCCUUUCCAUCACGACCGCUGCGGCAGACUGUGUCGCAGCCCCCUCCUUGCUUGCCGUGAAGUCCGAGACUCAGGUGACGCAGUUGUCGAUCACCGAGGAUUUGCCAUUGAACCUCACUGGCUCUCAUGGAAACAGCACCAAUGGCACCAAUGGAACCAACAACAGCCUUGAGAAGAUCUUGGUUGGCAACUUGGCACAUGUUCUGAAGCAAGUGGACAGCUUGGGCGACAUGGAGAACGCUAGCAACCAGAGCGACGGGCAGCGGCGCCACGGUUUCGGCGACCUGGGCACGAACCUUGAGUUUCUGUUGCUGAAGGUCGCCCAAAUGGAGACGGCAGAGAUCGACGAACUGAGGGCCGAGGUCCGCGGCACGUCGACCGCGUCGAACACAACCACCAGCCUCCGUGAGCGCAGGGCGAAGGAGAAAGCCCAAGUGCUCGAGGCAAGCCGGGUCUUCAAGAAGGUGAUCCAGAAGCAUCAUCACCAGAGGCAGACUCGCGAAUACCUCACUCCGCACUCCAAAGACUCCAGGGCCAGCAAGGCCAGCAAGGCCGGCAAGGCAGCAGAGGGCGAAAAGGCAGCGCUCUUGGAACGGAGUGCUCGACAGAAGCAGGAGUCCAAGUCGAAGUCUGAGGCUUUGGAUGCCGUUGUGAGCUCGAAAUUCUUCGAGGACGUCGGAAGCGGCAUUGCGGAUGUGGCCGGAGGUGUGGCCGGUGCCGUCACGGAUGGCACAGGCUUGGUCGGUGACGCUUUGGGCGAUGCCUAUGAGGCAGCUGCAGACCAAGUGUCCUUCGUAGCCAAUACGGUCAUUGAUACCGUCGAAAUGGCCGUCACCAUCUUGCUGCGAGGCUUCACGGACUUUGGCGCCGGCUGCCCGGACUCCUCAUGGCCUUCCAUGGGCGUGGACUCCACGGGCUUCCGCAUCAACUGGGGCCGGCAGAAGUGCUACAUCAGGCUCAUGGGCCAAAGCAUCACGCUCUUCGAUUUCAAUUUCGGGAACACCAACGUCAACUGGCCGGAGCCCGUGAGGACCGUCGUCAGCCAUGGCCUGGCUCCAAUCCGUGCCAUCGUUGACAUCGGCCGUGAGGUGGCAGGCUGCGUCACGGCUGGGGGCGUCGGCGACGUUUUCGGCUGCUUCGGGAACAAGCUGCUGCAAGUGGUGCCGCCUCUCUCCUUCCUGACCCGGAUGGGCGACAUGCUCACCGAGUUUGUCGAGGUCUUUGCGCACUUGGCUGGCUCGGUCAUCAGCUCUGUCCUCUCGGACAGCCAGUCCCUGGUCCAAUCAGCCAUCAAGACCUCGUUCCCCGAAGUGGGGGCGCCAGCCCGUGUCCAUCACAGCACCAAGAAUUUGGUGGUGAAAACUCAUACCCAGCGCCACCCGGGAAGCAAGAGGAGCAAACUUCACCGUGGCGAUGCGGAGGCCCAGCUGCAACUGAACACCUCUCGUUCUCGUGGUGAUGAUGAUGACGACAGCGAUGGCGCCAUCAACUUCGAGAUCAGUGACAAUGGGGACAACUACGCCACGAAACUCAUCACUCAGUUCGGUGGCAAGGAGGUGGACACAAGUUCCUGCUUGGCCUUUGCACCCAAAACUCGCCGGGGAAGCAAUAGCAAGGUGACACAGCGAGACUGGCAGGUAGAGCAAGCGGAUCAGUUCAUUCAGUUGGAGCCAUGGGCGGUCCCCUGUGACAACUCUUGGAUGACGGACAACCCCGAGAAGUGGGAAGGCUACUCCUUCUACACCUGGGAGUCUGCCAUCGAGAAGUGCGUCACUGUUGGCUAUUCCAUGAGCACGCAACCCGUUUUGGCCUUCGUGGGCGGUUUGGAGUUUGACCUUCUCCCAGCUCCCUUGGCAGACCUGGAGACCACGGUCUGCCGGCCCGACAAGCAGCCAAGUGGAGUGGAUCUCAGCGUCCUGCGGACCGUCAUCAAGUCCUCCGGAGUCCAGCUCUUCAGUCGCACCAUGCGCCUCACGAAGCGCUUCGGCACGGGCACGGACUUCACCGACGCCAACACCUACUCGGCCCACGAAACGUGGAGAAAUCCUUUGGGGAAGGCCACGGGCACCCACGGCGCCGAGGACGACCGCUCCCUGGAGCCCAUCAACCGCACCGUGCAACCUGCGCAGCUGGUGCAGGAAUCCACAGAAGAGGCCUUGGCAUCUGCGUCUGAGGGAGACUUCAGUUUCAGGUGGUCCGAGGACGAGCUGCAGGUGGCUUCGAUGUUUUAUGACAGCUACCUGAGCACGAAUCUGUCGGAGCACCUCCGCGAUGCCAAGGCCAGGGAACAUUUGGACCUCAUGCAGACGAACGGGGACUUCGAGCUCUUCAGCUUCAGAAAUCCGGGUUUGGUCUCCUUCAACAUCAAGGGCGUCUUGACCGCCACUGAUGACUUGCAGCUGCUCAUGCAAGUCAGCUUCGGGCCUUUCACCUCGCCACUGAGGCGCGUCACCUUGGUGAACAUCGUGGAUCAGUUUCUGGGUUCUUGUUACGGAACUUAA
Symbiodinium necroappetens is the source of this 2532-nucleotide messenger RNA. The record is from the annotation of a GenBank genome assembly. Lineage: Eukaryota; Dinophyceae; Suessiales; Symbiodiniaceae.